AUGCCGAAGCGCCGCAUCUCGAAGUCAGACAUCUCGAAACCAACCCUCGUCGCCGCCACCAGCAACGUAGACGCCAUGCCGAUCCCACAGCCAGUUGCGCAACAGCCAGAGUCGGACAACGUGAACAAGUCUUUGGUGGUUAACAGUGCUAAUAAGGAGGGCCACAGAUACGACUACCUCUUCAAGCUUCUGCUCAUCGGAGACUCCGGUGUCGGAAAGUCUUGCUUGCUCCUUCGAUUCGCCGACGACACCUACACCGAGAGCUACAUCUCCACCAUCGGUGUCGACUUCGUACGUCGACUGCAGAAUUUCGGGCGGCACGAGGAGAGUCAGCUGACAACCAUCUAGAAGAUCCGGACCAUCGAGCUCGACGGCAAGACUGUCAAGCUCCAGAUCGUACGUACUUGCAAAGAGACGGGCAUGCCGAGAGACAAGCUGAUUUCGAACACAGUGGGACACUGCUGGACAAGAGCGUUUCCGCACCAUUACCUCUUCCUAUUACCGUGGCGCCCACGGCAUCUGCGUCGUCUACGAUGUCACCGACAUGGACAGCUUCAACAACGUGAAGCAGUGGCUCCAAGAGAUUGACCGCUACGCCACCGAGGGUGUCAACAAGCUUCUGGUGGGAAACAAGAGCGAUAUGUCGGACAAGAAGGUCGUCGAGUACACCGUGGCUAAGGUACGUGGCGGGCCAAGGGGACGCAGAAAGGGUUGAACACGCUGACUUGGAGCACAGGAAUUCGCGGACAGCCUGGGAAUUCCAUUCCUCGAGACCUCGGCCAAGAACGCCAGCAACGUCGAGCAAGCUUUCUUGACCAUGGCACGCCAGAUCAAGGAGCGCAUGGGCAACACGACGGUCAACAACAAGCCCACUGUGCAGGUCGGCCAAGGCUCGAACGUGCAGUCGGGCAGCGCGGGUGGCUGCUGUUAA
This is a messenger RNA of Lecanosticta acicola, 931 nucleotides long. NCBI's taxonomy places the organism in Eukaryota, Fungi, Ascomycota, Dothideomycetes, Mycosphaerellales, Mycosphaerellaceae. The record is from the annotation of a GenBank genome assembly.